Molecule: messenger RNA, 1134 nt
Organism: Anas platyrhynchos (mallard)
Lineage: Eukaryota; Metazoa; Chordata; Aves; Anseriformes; Anatidae
Source: RefSeq, a predicted model, not a curated record
AUGAAGAUAAUUAACGCCAUCUCAGCCAAAACCAGGAGAAGCAGCGACGCCGGGCAGCUUGGCCCCAGCUUGGGCUCUGGGCCCCCGGCCUGGCCCCCCGCCGUCCCCGGGCCCAGCCUGAGCCUGUACCUGAGCGAGGAGGAGGUGCAUCUCGAUGCAGAGUUAUCUUAUGUGAGGAAUGAUGUUGUUAAUCAUUACGCAUUGUCCUUCAAUCUCUUAAUAGCCAGCGAGACCCACAAUCUUCACUUCAGUUGGCAUGCUAAAUCCAAGGUUGAGUAUAAACUGGGAUUUCAGGUAGAUAAUCCCAUGGCUAUGGCUAUGCCCCAGGCCAACAUUUCUUUACAAGGAGAAGUUCCUCGCACCCUCUCAGUGUUUCGUGUCGAACUCUCCUACACUGGCAGACUUGACUCUGAGGUCACAAUACUGAUGCAGCUCAACUUGACAAUAAAUUCAUCCAAAAACAUCACAGUUUUAAAUUUCAAAUGGAGGAAAAUGUGCUACAAAAAGCUUGAACCAGAAGUAAAAUCUCCAACAUGUGACAAAAGUAGCAGCAAGGCUAUCUUUGAUCCUGUAAAUGCAGCUCCUACCACUUCUACCCACGUGUUCUACAUCAGUGUAGGCGAGUGCUGUGCCGUUAUAUUCCUGGUGGCAAUAAUACUAGCUGUCCUGCAUCUCCACAGUAUGAAGAGGAUAGAGUUGGAUAACAGCAUUAGUGACAGCAGUAGCUCCCAAGGUUUAUCCCAACCUUCCACGCAGACAACUCAGUACUUGAGAGCCAAUACACCAAACAAUGCAACACCAGUAACCAGCUCCUCAGGUUAUCCUACAUUAUGGAUAGAUAAGAAUGAUCUUAAAAGUGUCACUCUAAUGGAAGCAAAAGCUAAAGUGAAGGACAUAGCCAUCUCCAGGGAGAGGAUAACUCUAAAGGAUGUGCUCCAAGAAGGCACAUUUGGGUGCAUUUUCCAUGGAAUUCUAAUAGAGGAGAAGGAUCCUAGUAAAGAGAAACAAGUUUUUGUCAAAAUUGUUAAAGAUCAAGCUUCAGAGGUGCAGGUGACAAUGAUGCUGACUGAAAGCUGUAAUCUCAGAGGACUUCAUCACAGGAAUCUGCUACCUAUCACUCAUGUCUGUAAAUAA